AUGAUCAUGAUUAAUGUUGAAGUAUUCGUCGUCAUUAUCGCAUCCGUCCAUGCUGCUAAAAAUUUCGAUUCUACAAAUGUAGUUUUCACAAUCAUAAGCCAAUCGGAGCCGUACCAUGCCAGUGUGGCGACCCGCCUGAAGAUGGACAUUGAAAAUCAAGUCUAUGAAUUGGAGGGGCGAGAACCAAGAGUCCAUAAAACACAUGAAGACUUCUCAGUGCCGGGUGCUUGGACUAUCCUACCUCUUCUCCGUCCUCUCCUCAACAAAUACAAGGACAGUGAUGUCCGAUGGAUAUUAUUCGUCGAACCGCACACAGCUGUACGAUGUGCUAAAUUGUUUGAAGCUCUUUCGGUAGCUGAUAAGCAAAAGGAAACAAUGUGGGUGGGAUAUCCGCUAAGCGAUGACGAGCCCACGAUUAUCCACCACUUCACACACUUCGAGGAACUAGAAGAUGACGGAGGCUUCGUCUAUCCCAACUUUGCGAGCGGUUUUGCUAUGAGACUGGUGUUGAUUGAAAGGGUUGUCGAUAAAAUCGAAAGUGGCAGUGCCCAGCUAGAAGCGGACUUCUCCAUAGACCCAGCAUUCGAGCUCGCCAGGUUGAUAUACGGGAAGGGAGACAACCCAGGACCACUUCUUACCCCAAAUCUGAGCUUUUGCGUCGUUUCUACAGAUAAUUGUGCUACUUAUCCAAGGCAGUUCGAUUCAUGUGGUAGUGUUCCCGAGGAGUCGGUGUACUUCGCUGUGAAGACCUGGAGCGGGUUCCAUUCCACUCGCCCCCGUGUUCUCAAGAAAACUUGGGGAAAACAUGUCACCAAUCUGCAUUUCUUCAGCGAUCAAGAAGACCCAACGCUACCGGCCACUAAUCUAGGCAUUCCAAAUACAAAAACCGGACACUGUGCAAAAACGGUCGCCAUUUUGAAGGAAGUCGUGCGAAGAGUACAGAAGAUGCCGCAAAUAAGAUGGAUAUUUUUGGUUGAUGAUGACACCAUUUUGGGUGUUCAGAGACUUUGCGAAGUCCUAAGCUGUUAUCGGGGUGGUGGUGACGUCACUGUGCUUGGAGAACGCUAUGGGUAUGGUUACGGCAAGAAAGACACUGCUAACAAAGGCUACGAUUAUAUAACGGGCGGAGGGGGCACAGCUCUAAGCGUCGGCGCAGCUAAAUUGCUCGCACAGUGCGCUUGCGCAUCCCUCGCAGCGCCGGACGACAUGACUCUGGGGGCGUGCGCUAUGCAUAGACUGCAUAUGUCAUUAACUCAUUCGCCGCUAUUUCAUCAGGCUCGACCACAAGACUACGCGCGAGAGGUGCUAGCCCGGGACCGCCCGGUGUCCUUCCACCGACAUUCCUCUCCAGAUCCCCUCAAGGUCUACGCUACUUGGUUCCAGCAUGAUGACCUCGCGCUGAAACAAAGGAGAAAGGAUGAACUAUAG
Messenger RNA from Leptosia nina, 1428 nucleotides. The record is from the annotation of a GenBank genome assembly. NCBI's taxonomy places the organism in Eukaryota, Metazoa, Arthropoda, Insecta, Lepidoptera, Pieridae.